Torulaspora globosa is the source of this 1971-nucleotide messenger RNA. RefSeq lists its product as uncharacterized. Bases 1 to 1971 code for a protein of 656 amino acids. NCBI's taxonomy places the organism in Eukaryota, Fungi, Ascomycota, Saccharomycetes, Saccharomycetales, Saccharomycetaceae. The transcript has a single exon. The record is from RefSeq and is a predicted model, not a curated record.
AUGUUGGAGACGAAAGUGAUGUCAGCGACUCGAACGUCGCUUGCGGGAACGUACACAGUGGUCAAGAGAGAAGCGCAGUCCUCCGGAAGCUCUACGUCCAGUGGGAAAGUUGCCAAGUGUACUGGCAGUGAGAGCAGUUGCCAGAAACCCUCGAACACGAGCGCCGUCACGGUCGGAGUCGCAGUGGCUAUUCCUGUGGGUUGUGUGCUGAUACUGUUCGUGGUUAUUCUUUGGGUUGUGUAUAGAAGAAACAAGAAAGAGGCGCAGGAGGACAAUGAUCCGGACUUUGAGGGCGAUACCGAGUAUCUGCCGGCCGCGAAGGGCACCAACGGCUACUCUUUGAGCACGUCGUCGCAUUCGGGCGACUCUCAGACACCCAAGGAGUGGGCAGGUGACGAAGAGAGCUACUUCGCUGGAAAUUCCGGACGUUAUCUAAGAGGUAGUGAAAGUGUGAGGAACAGCCAGGCGAGAAACGUGGACCCUUUCAUUCUGCCCGAGGCUAAUGACGAUUCCUUGAGGGACUUUGCCAGACAACUGCAAAACGAUGAGUUCGGUCCGUAUCGUAUUGCUUCUAACUCCAACUCUAGGGCGACCAGCCAGCUGUCGCUGCCGCUGGAGAAGAAUCCGAUGAAGGUCUCUUCGAACGUGGGCUCCAAUGUCACUAGAUAUACCUCGGCAGAUACAAACCACACGCUAGGCGACGCGACACCUACAGGCGACUCAACGUCGUCUUCCGAGCCACCGCUGAAUCAGAGCCCUGUCAAGAGCGUCACCGGUGACGUGACCAGGAAGUAUGCCGAAGAUCACAGUGGGCUUGAGGCCGAACACUCUAAGUUUGACUCGACUCUGGAUAAUCAGAAUUCUCAUACAAGGCCAACAGAAACCUCUCACGAUAAUUUCAACUUCGAAGCGAGAGAGGUGCUAAAUCAGUUAGAUGACUCUGCAAGUCCGGGUGAAGCUCGGGACGAUGACCGUGUCAUUUCACUGUCUGCAAAGGAAGAAGAAGAUAUCAGGAGAAUGAAGAGCGUCUAUAAGGUUUACCUAGAUAGGAAUGGGACCGUGAAACAACGGCCGUUUGAUGAAAGUGAACUGCAGGACGACGAGGAAGAACAAGAAGCUAUGGCUCAGUCUUCGAACAUAUCGGAAACUAACGCGGGCACUCAAUUAAGAGUCGCCUCAGAUUCUCAUAGAGUGGCUUCGUCAAUUUACUCAGCUCCACCACCGCAAUCUUAUCCAGCGCAAGAGACUCAACUCAAUCCUGAGAAUUAUUACACGGAUCACAGUCCGACAUCGCAACAAUAUUCCAAUCAGCCACAGAAUGUGGCUCCUUACGGCUAUGCGCAGUCUUAUGAACAGCAACAACAGUAUCCACCACAGCAUUAUCCUAUGCAAUUUUCGCAGCAACACCAAUAUGCACAUCCUCAAACCUUGGAAACUAUCGGCGAGCUGCCAACUCCGACGAAUCUGCCAUUCUCCACAUCAUCUCACUCGCUCACGUCGUUCAGACAGAAAUCUAAGCAACCACAGAUAGCUCAACUGCAGACUGCCAGAAUCAACGGUACUGCCGUAAAUCCGAUGGACCACCCAGAAAUGUUUUACGCUCAAGGUAAUGAUUCCUACACCUCCUACCAAACGGCGAACGGUUCUGUGGUUAGUCAACCAGCCGCGCCAUACCAACUGAGACAAAGUGUCGUCAUGACAAAUCCUUCGGAUCUCACAGCAGCUCCGAGAUUCCGACCUGCUGGCUCCAUCAGGACCGCUAGUGCUGCCAACACGCGCAAUAACACUAUAACGAGCAGAAUGAACCCAUACUAUCAGCAGCAACAGGCGUACAAUUUGCGCGUCAGUGGCCUGCUCAACGAAGCGGACGUCACGCAACCGCCAAGUGUCGGCCAGAUCCUACCGCAUUCUGGAUCUAACGAGGACCUAAGAAGACAGAUAGGCGGAUCUCACAACUACAACGUGGUUUGA